Urocitellus parryii (Arctic ground squirrel) is the source of this 588-nucleotide messenger RNA. RefSeq names its product RD3 regulator of GUCY2D (gene Rd3). NCBI's taxonomy places the organism in Eukaryota, Metazoa, Chordata, Mammalia, Rodentia, Sciuridae. The record is from RefSeq and is a predicted model, not a curated record. Gene Ontology annotation, biological process: retina development in camera-type eye.
AUGUCUCUCAUCCCGUGGUUCCGGUGGAAUGAGCCCCCACCCCGGCUGUCAUCCAGGAGCCCUGCUGAGAUGGUGCUGGAGACGCUCAUGAUGGAGCUGGUGGGGCAGAUGCGAGAGGCUGAGAGGCAGCAGCGGGAGCGGAGCAACUCGGUCAGGAAGAUCUGCACCGGUGUGGACUACAGCUGGCUGGCCAGCACGCCCCGGUCUACCUAUGACCUCAGCCCAGGGGAGCGGCUGCAACUGGAGGAUGUCUGUGCCAAGAUCCACCCAUCCUACUGUGGGCCUGCCAUCCUCAGGUUCCGACAGCUGCUGGCGGAGCAGGAGCCCGAAGUGCAGGAGGUGUCCGGCCUCUUCCGCUCGGUGCUGCAGGAGGUCCUGGAGAGGAUGAAGCAGGAGGAGGAGGCCCACAAGCUGACGCGCCAGUGGAGCCUGCGACCCCGGGGCAGCCUGGGCACAUUCAAGAGCCGCGCGCGCAUCUCGCCCUUCGCCAGCGACAUCCGGACCAUCUCGGAGGACGUGGAGCGCGACGCGCCGAGGCCGUCCCGCACCUGGAGCAUGCCUGAGUUUCGGGCACCCAAGGCCAACUGA